GGGACCCGCCGGGGCAGGGAACAGUGGCCGUGGGCUGGGAGGGAGGCGCCCGCCGGCGUGGGAUCUCACGGCGUGGACUAGCGAUCCCCGGACUGGCUCCGUGCCCCGGGAUGGGGAUGGUCCUAAUCCCACGGGUCUCACCACCCGGAGGAAGGAUGGAGGGUCCAGCGUGGCCCUGCGGCACUGAGCCCCGGCCUGGGGAUCCUGGCCCCUCAGCCGGCCCCCAGCGCACCCCACUCCCCGCAGCCCGGGUGGGCGUGGGGCUGAGAGCCUCUGCCCUGCUUGGUCCCGCUGGGCGUGAAUUAUUUAUGACUUGUCACAGCCCGUCCCCUCUCCCCCAGCACCGCCGUCUGUCUCCUCUUCCCCGCCGCUUCCCAGCGCGGUGCCACUGUUGGCAGCUGGGCCCUUGGAGCAUCAGGUGGCCUCUCUGUCCUCUUUUCCCCCCAGAUCGCCAUAAUGGGCACUCAGUGCAUGGGGCGGCGAGCUCAGGUUUCCUCUUGUGCAGCUGGUGGCUCAUCCGGAGCUCAACAUCCAGGACCUGCCAUCCCCAGGGAGUGCAACCAGCUAUGGUCUCAGCAGCUUGACUCACCCUCGGCCAGCCCCAGUGUCUCCCAGUUUGUGCUGGGCAGGGACCAGUCUUGGGAAUGCCCUAGCAGGGCACUGCAUCCAUCUGCUCCCCUGAAUGACCCUGCCUGCAGGAAGGGAAACAUAUUGCCCCUCAAAAUGGUCUUUAUCUCCUUUCUGCCCCACCCAUCCGUGAGCAAGAGGAGCCAGAGUAAUGGGGUGUGGGAGAUGCAGGAAAACCCAGCACUGAUGGCAAGGACCAGCAGACCUUCACUGGGUGAGCUCUCUGGUGGGAGAGGGGCCCCAGCAACCCACCCAGGGCUGGUGGGUAACAGGGGACACUGGUCUUCAUGUCCUGUGUCCCUGCUCUGGACAAAGCCCUGGAACAGCAUCUUGGGUUUCCAAAUGCAGCCCUGUCUCUAAGCAGUCACCUCUGUCACCUGCUCAGCUGCUGCUUCCCUGGUGAUGGUGGAGAGACCUCUAAUCUGUCCUGGAUCGAUGCUUUGAUGGGAGGGAGCCCCAGUGACCUGCCCGAGGCAGUGAGCACAGGCUGGCAGAAAGGAGAAGUCCCAGUGCUGGGGGCCCUGGCUUGUUAGCACAUGUCCUUCCUGGGACUCCUUUGACAAGGAACUCCCCAAAGGGUGUGUGGUGACCCCAGUGCUGUGGCCCCUCCAGGCUGUCGGGGACAGGGAGUGCAGGGGUGGAGGGAGCGAGGCGGUGGCUGGCGGGUGGUCACCACAUUUCUGUGGGCAAAUAAUCCCUUAAGAGAGAUUACCCAGAUCGGAAGAUUACUGGCCCUAAUCCCAUAAGGUCAUUUGCUCCAGUAAACUGAGGAGAUCUCCUCUGCCUGCGGAGGCAGCGUUGGCUGAAGUACGGCGGGUUCAGGGCAGCGGUGGGAGCUGGUGCACACACGGGCACCACGGGCUGGGAGUGAUCCACACUCACAUCAAUCAGAAAAUGCAACGGGAUUGGGGCUGGAUGCCAAUGCUGGAAAAUGCUCCUAUGUUGGUAGGGGCAGCUGGCUGGAGAUCUGCAGGCUGGGUCAGGGACCAGUUUCUUCUAUCCACCCUCUCAGGGCUGGCUCCCUUGGAGUCCCAGCAGGAGAGGGCAGUGGGGCAGGUUGCAGAGUGGGAUGCAGGACAUGGGACAGGUAUAUGGGAUGAAGGAUGUAGGACGUGGGUCUGCUCCUUUCCUGCAGCCUCACCCCACAGCAUCCACCAUGGAGUAACUGGCUUCAGCUUUCUGCUGGGUGUGACGGCAGCACUUGAUCCUUGUUGCUUUGAUGGGAUCAAGAGAAGAGCUCCUGAUUCCCAUGACACGUGCUGGGAUCCUAACUGGAGGUGGAGCUACAUUCACCUCCCAGGGGAUACAGUUUCCAGGCAGGUGACAAAAGGCUCCCUGGGCAGUGAAAGCCCAUCCGUCUGUCUUGCUGCACGUGCACGGACACAGCCUCUUGAGGCUGGGGUUCGGCUGCAGGGCUGGGAGCUGGAUGUGGUGCUUGGGUAGUGUGGCCUGACUGGGUGGUGGCUGUCCCCUUCAGCAGCUGCAGACCUUCUCCCACCACCUCCCCAGCAGCCCUCGUACUGCCCAGGAAAGCUGGGAAGAGGGAGAGCUUUCUGAGUUUGGGCCAGAGAGAUGGGAUGGGGAUGGGAAUGGGAUGAGAUGGAGGUGGGGAUGAGGGUGGGAACAGGCUGACUGUGUCCUGGCAGAAGCAUAAGGAAGCACAGUGACUCUGGGGUUGCCAAUGACAGUGCAAUGAAGGCAGGGUUUUGCUGGGAAUGCUGAGCUGCAGGGAGGGGUAGGAACUGCUCUCCCUGGAAAGGUGGGGCCCAGCUCAGCACAGGCAUGGGGGAAGCUGCAGCUGAGGGAUUGCAGAGCCACGGACAUUUGGAAAACAUUUCCAGGGCAGCAAGCAGCGGCUGGUGCUGUGUGCUGUGGCCUCUCCCCAGCCAAGCUCUGAGCCAGCCACCAAUCAUUAUGGAUUUCUCCUCCUGGAGCCAGCGCCAGGGGCAGACCUUCUGCUUGGAAGCUGGACUCAGAUCGGGACCAGAGGUCCAUUUGGACCAGUUCCCCUGGGAACUGGACAGCCAGAGGAAGCAGCCACCCGCCCACUGCCGGGGUCUGCUUUGCUUUGCUGUGUGUUUUGUGGAAAGAGCAGGUUUGGUUUCAUCAUGUUCCUUUUUCUUCCUUGCAGCCCUUUUCUGUAUGCAGCCAGAAACCCUCCCUGCCUGCUGGCAGCUGCACAGGAAGCUUCAGGGAUGUUUAUAGGGUUUUUUUUUUCUCUCUUUUCAUGUGGCUGCUGGGGCCUGUUGUUAAGAUAAAUCAGACUUCAAACCACGGUCUCCAUGUUUUCAGGCUGUGGAUCUUUAACUGCUGUUUCAGAGGGGGUGUUUCAGGUUCAGGGAAGAAAGGUGGGUCUGUCUCUCCCUGAUUUCCAGAUCCUCUCUCCCUGAUUUCCAGAUCCCCUCUCCCUGGCACUGUGCCACCAUCACAGCAACAUGGGCUCUGCUCCAUCACCCAGGCAAGACAGAGUCCCCAGGGACUGAUCCCAAAGAAGUCUGGGGUGGCCAGGCAUUGGCAGGGGCUCUGGCCAGCAGAACCCAUCCUUGUCAGGGGCCUUGCCCUGUCUGGUAGCUGAUGAAAAGCUCCUUUCUUCAGGCUCUGGGAUGCUGGGAGCAUCCCCUCCCCCAGGCAGGCAUUUGUGGAGGGGAUCUGUCAGGAGCAUCUCAAGGUGAGGUGUUUCAGUCACAUUACCCAUGGUAAUACAUGCAGCACAGGGAGAGCCUCGCCGAGGCUGCUCCCUUGUACUGAGUAACACCUUCACCACACUGGAAUGUGCCCCAGGAGCCCAGACUCACCACACCCCUCUUUGUGCUGAUCCCCCUUGCUGCCCUGCAAGGCAGAAUUUGGAAGCUGGCUGUGUUUCCCCGAUCAAACGUGACUCCCCUUGCUGUGUGCUGUGGUGUGCUGACUGUGGGCCAGGCUCCAGCCACGCGUGGGGCUCCUCUCCAGGCAGAUAAAUGGGGCUGAACCUUGGGGACUGAGCCUCAGCGAGCCAGAGCCCGUCUCCAUGGGCUGGGGGCUGGAGCUGCCUUCAGAAGGCAGCUGCCUGCAUGCAGUCACCCUCCCUGGAGACCCACCACAAAGGAGAGAAAGCCCUUUCCCUCCCAGCAGUGCCAGGGAUGCCGGCACAGUGCUGUUCCUUGUGCAAGCACGUGUCCUUGGGGGGGUACAGCCCUUCGCUCUGCCAGACACGUUGUGUCCAAACCCUGAUGGGCAGCAAGGGGGGGAGAGGUGGUGGGGCAGCAUUGGAGCACUCAUGCACCCAAACCCCAGUGCCCCGGGUCCACCCGGACCUUGGCACUUUGCCCUUGGGGGUGUCCCCAAGGCUGGGGAAUAACGUGUAACUCUUCCAGCAGUUUCAUUUCAGGAACAACAAAAGCCUGCUACCAAACCCCAUCUUUGGUUUUUUUGAAGGGGAUACACCUUUGAGCAAGCUGGUCUAGUGGAAGGUGAUCCUGCCCAUGGCAGGCAGUUGGAAUGAGAUGAGCUCUGAGGUCCCUUCCAACCCAAACCAUUCCAUGAUUCUAUGACUCUCUCUCCAAAGCAGGGCUCAGGUCCAGCCCAGCCAGCCCCUGCUGGGACUCCCCUGCCUCAGGCAUGACCCUGGUGGUCUGUGGCCCUGACCCAGCCCUGGAGGAGUAGAGGCACCCACCCCUCCACCCACAGAGACCUUGGGAGGUUCAUCCCACCCUGGCCCACUCCAGGGCUGGUCCCACGGGCAGGCUGAGCCUUGGUGACCAGGGGAGCCCGGGGCCACCCAGCAGCUGCCCGGGGAGCUCCGAUCCUCGUUGGGCCGGGGAGGGGAUGGUCUGACAGCUCGGCCGCUGCCCCGGGGGGUUCCACCGGCUCCGGGGUGGGGUGCAGGGGGGUCCCCGCUGGCACCGCGCGGUGCUCGGCGGGUCCGCGCGGCUCUUCCCGGCGGGGACCCGGGUGGGUCGGUGCCGCUCGGGGGAGGGGCCGGUCGCCCUUCCCAGCGCGGGGCGGCGCCCACCGGCACCGAGUGCUCCCCCGGGACCCCGCGGCGCCGGCGGGCGGGGCGGCCGCCCCUUCCGGGGGGGGGUGGCGGGGAGCGGCGGGACCCGCCGCGGGCUCCCGGCGCCGGCCGGGGGGGGAGCCGGUGUCGGCGGCGGGCGCGGGGCGAGGCCGGCGGGGGCGGGCGCUGCCGGGGCGGGCUCCAUCCCUCCGGAAGUCUCUCCCGCUCCCUCCUUUCUCCUCCUUUCCCCCGACAACAUGGCCGCGAAGUCGGACGGCGGCGGCGGCGGCCCGGCCGUGCUGCUGGAGAGCCCCGAGGACGGCGGCGAGCGGCGGGCGGCGGGCGCGGCGCCCCCGGCGCGGCGGUACCGGCUGCGGGACGGGUGCUGGGUGUUCUGCGCGCUGCUCGUCUGCUUCGCGGACGGCGCCUCGGACCUGUGGCUGGCGGCCCAUUACUACGUGCGGGGGCAGCGGUGGUGGUUCGGGCUGACGCUGCUGUUCGUGCUGCUGCCCUCGCUCGUGGUGCAGAUGCUCAGCCUCAGGUGGUUCGUCUACGACUUCGCCGUCAGCACCAAGGACAGCGGCGCCGGCACCAAGGACAGCGGCCCCCGCGGCUGCUGCCGCCUCUGCGUCUGGCUGCUGCAGGGCCUGAUCCACCUGCUGCAGCUGGGGCAGGUCUGGAGGUACCUCCGCACGCUGUACCUGGGGCUGCAGAGCCGGUGGCAGGCCGAGCACCGCCGUCGCCACUACUACUGGCGGAUGAUGUUCGAGAGCGCGGACAUCAGCAUGCUGAGGCUGCUGGAGGCCUUCCUCAAGAGCGCACCCCAGCUUGUGCUGCAGCUCAGCAUCAUGGUGCAGCAGAAGAGCAUCGAGCCGCUGCAGGGGCUUUCGGCCUCGGCCUCGCUGGUCUCACUGGCCUGGAUGAUCGCGUCCUACCAGAAGGUGCUGCGGGACUCGCGGGAGGACAAGAUGCCCAUGUCCUACAAGGGUGCCGUGGUGCAGAUCCUCUGGCACCUCUUCACUAUCGCCGCCCGUGCCAUCGCCUUUGCCCUCUUCGCCUCCGUAUUCCAGCUCUACUUCGGCAUCUUCAUAGUCACCCACUGGUGCAUCAUGACCUUCUGGAUCAUCCAGGGCGAGACGGAUUUCUGCAUGUCCAAGUGGGAGGAGAUCAUCUACAACAUGGUGGUGGGCAUCAUCUACAUCUUCUGCUGGUUCAACGUCAAGGAGGGACGGAGCCGCUACCGCAUGUGCAUCUACUACAUCAUCACGCUGUCAGAGAACGCCGCCCUCACCAUCCUCUGGUUCCUCUACUAUGACCGCGAGACCAUCUCCGACUUCGACGCCUUAAUCCUCGUCUGCGUGGUCAGCUCCAGCUUCGCCCUCGGCAUCUUCUUCAUGUUCAUCUACUACUGCCUCUUGCACCCCAACGGCCCCAUAUUCCGCCACCGCAACGUGGGCUGCAUCUUCCGGCAGGAGCCGCCUCCAGUGCCGGGGUCCCCCACGGACGCCGUCACCAGCCCCCCACGCUCGCUGCCGCGGACUACAGGGGGGGAGCGGGAAGGGGCGCCGGGGGAGCGGGACAGUUGCGUGCCCGUCUUCCAGGUGAGACCCCGCACCCUGCCGGCAGCGGCCGCCCGCGCCCCGCGGACAGAGAGGCCCGUCAUCCGCAUUGACCUGCCCAGGAAGAAGUACCCGGCCUGGGAUGCCCACUUCAUCGACCGGCGCCUGAGGAAGACCAUCUUGGCGCUGGAGUACGCGUCACCCAUCACCCCUACCCUGCAGUACCGCACCCCCGGUGCCCCCCAGGAGCUGCUGGAGUAUGAGACCACCGUGUAGGGUGGUAGGGCACGGGGCUUUGGCGGGACCCCUGGUGCCACCCUGGCCAGCCUGCGUCUCCGCAGCCGUUUGCCUUCCGUUGGGUUUGCUGGCUCUGCCGUGUCGCCGUGCCGAGCGCCCCGCGGGCGGUGGCCGGGGAGGUCUCUUGGUGCUAUCCCCCCUCUCGCGCCGCCUCCUGCAGCCCAGACCCCCAUCCCGCCUGACGGCGCCUGCCCCAGCACCCCCCAGGGCUCAUCCUUGCCAAAAUACCUCACCGGUGCCUGAGCCCCAGGCAGUGGGUGCUGUGGCCCGUGUCAGUGGUGCAGGAUGGGGACUGGGGGCACCCUGAGCUGGGGGCACGGUGGGGCACAGUGGGGCGUGGUGGGCAGCACAUGGGGACACUGGUGCCUGUGCCAUGGCAGAGCCAUGGGGCUGGGACGUGGCUGCACUGGGGUGUGCAUGGGGCUUGUCACCCACAGGAAGCUGGGACAGGGACAACUGCGGUCUGUCCAGCCCUCCCAAUGUCUCACAAUUCCCCCACACCCUGCAGCACCAACCCUUGGGGAGCCCCUUCAUCUCCAUCCUCAGUUCCCCCUGGCUCAGGGUUGAGCCAUGUUCCCAACCCCACUGUCCUGUGGGGCACAGACCCUGGCCUGGGGUGGGCACGAACCCUGCCCCCCUGGUUCUGAGCUGGCAUCCCAGCUGUGGCUGGGAUAGCUAUGCCUCAUCCUCCCCACCAUUCCCACAGGAACUUCUUCAUCUCAUCGGGUUUGUUUUCACCUGGUGAUGUUUUGUGUGACAUUUUCUACCUCCGCUGGGGCCGGGGGUUGCAGGGCCUGGCUGGCACUGCUGAGGAGUGUGUGUGGGGCCGCUGGCGUUCCCUGGGUUCCCUAAAGUGGGAUUCACACCCAGCCGUUCUCCUCUCUCGGGUUUGGCAUCACUUCCCACCCGGGAGCUUUUCCAUUUACUCCCCCAUCGGCAUCAGCCCCCUCCAGAGCCUCAGUGUAAACCUGAGCUGGGAUCCUCCCUCCCCUGGCCUCACCCCGUGUCCACCCAGCCUCCUCCCUGUCCCCGCCUUGCCUGCCCCUGCCUGCUCCUGCCUCCCCAGAGGAGUGGGACUGCCCUGGGCUCUGGGUUUGAAUGUGUCCCUGGCCCUGCCCGGAUCCGUCAGCCCCCACCGAGGGGCUGUGCUGAAUGUACCCUGUGCCCCGCCCCGGGCCAGGACUGUCCCAGUGGGAUGUGUGUGUGUGUCUCUGUGUGUCUGUGUGUGUGUGUAAGUGUGUGCAGGGGCUGGCAGGGGUUUGCAGGGGAGAGGAGGUGUCAGACCCCCCAGCCGUGCUCCACCCCAUCCCCUCGCCCCCUGCACCCAUGGCCCCUGUGCCUUCCCCACAACUCCUGUGCCCCCCACAACAGCCCCGCAGGGUACCGGCCUCUGGCUGCCCUGAGCCGCUGUGCCAAGCCCUGCCCGGGCUGGGGAGCAUAGGCAGCACCGACAGCCCCUCCGUGCCAUGGGGCACCGUGUGAGGCACCAGAGGAUAGGAGGGCUGGGAUGGGAGAGCUGCACCUGGGAAUGGAUGGGAUGUGGGGUCCUUGAGGGCUGGCGUGGGUGCCAUGGCCGGGGUGGGUGGGUGGAUGUGCAGUAGUGGUGGCAUCACGUUUCUUUUGUUUCCCAUUUCUCGGUAGCUGGGGUGACAGCCGGCUGGGCUGGCCAUCGAUGGGGUUGCUGGUGCUAACUGGUGCUAACUGGAAGCCUUGGAAACCCUUUAGGAGGAGGUUGCAGAGCAUGGCUGGGGCUGGGCAGGGGGCUGGGCCCCCCAGCACCUGCACCCCUCCUUCACCGCCAUCACGGGCAGACCCCGGUAGUGGGGGCUGUUCAUGCUGGGGAAGCCCCAGGCAUGGGGUGGCUCUGUGGGGGGGUCUCUUUUCCUCAGGGAAGGUGGGGGGCAGUAGCCAGGGGGGCCAGGGGCUCAUCCCUGUGGGUGUUGAGCAGCAUCGCUGCAGCCUCUGUGCAGUGCCCAGGUGGUGGCAGCUCCUUGCUGGGUCCCACUCCAGCAGAGAUGGGGAUGAGCCAGCAUGGGGCAGUGCUUCUGGGCUCCCCCUGCCCCAGCCCCUCUCCCUGUCCCCUGCAGGACAGAGACACCGUUCAGGGUGACCUGGACCCCCCAUGCCCUUCACCCCGGGGUUUGUGUGGGGACCCCAGGGCCGCACCGGUGGGACAGAGGGACACUUUUCUAUGCACUCAAGCCACGGUACCCUCAGCCCUGGGCUGCUCUGGGCAGGGCAUUCUGGCCAUGCCUGGGGCUUAGGGGGAGCCCCUGGAUCCCGCUGCUGCCCUGGGGCUCGGCCAGGCUGCCCCCUUGCCCUCCCCCAGCCUGUGCCACAGGGGCAGCCAAACCCAGCGCCACCAGGAUGGCAGCACUGGCCCACCAGGACCGCAGCAAGGGGGGCAUGACUGGGGGCCAAGCAGCUACAGGACGGGCGCAGCUCCAGGGCUGCUCCAGCUUCAGGGAGUGAGGGAAGUUUGUUCUGGCAGGGGCUGCCGCGGGGUCUCAGCCACAUCCCUGGCCCCCCUCCGGCGCUGGGACCCGGCGGCUGCUGUCAUGUACUGUAAAUACUCUGUGUGCCACCUUCUUCUCUGGGACCCUCGGCACGGGCGGGGGUGAGCGGGAGGCCGGGGUCCGUCCCGAGACUUUUUUGUAUACCACAAACUUUUUGUAUAUUUUUAAUUUUGCUGCAACAUGAGAUAUUAAAUUCAUUUCAAUAA
Messenger RNA from Pseudopipra pipra, 9178 nucleotides. It is a transcript of the gene XKR7, whose product is annotated as XK related 7. The coding region runs from base 4858 to 6435 and encodes 525 amino acids. The record is from RefSeq and is a predicted model, not a curated record. The transcript is spliced from 3 exons. Gene Ontology annotation, cellular component: plasma membrane. NCBI's taxonomy places the organism in Eukaryota, Metazoa, Chordata, Aves, Passeriformes, Pipridae. Gene Ontology annotation, biological process: apoptotic process involved in development; phosphatidylserine exposure on apoptotic cell surface; engulfment of apoptotic cell.